Pyricularia grisea is the source of this 3384-nucleotide messenger RNA. RefSeq lists its product as uncharacterized. The record is from RefSeq and is a predicted model, not a curated record. The transcript is spliced from 12 exons. Bases 127 to 3102 code for a protein of 991 amino acids. NCBI's taxonomy places the organism in Eukaryota, Fungi, Ascomycota, Sordariomycetes, Magnaporthales, Pyriculariaceae.
CCUACAUCCCCUGAAAGUUCUCCUCUUGCUCACGAACAGUGCAUUUUGUUUUGCCAUUCUUGAUUGUUUCCUCUGCCCUUUCAACAGUCCUAGUAGUAUUGCAUCUUUCCUAUUCUCUUGCCCGCCAUGUCAUCCACGCCACCCAAGCGACAAUGGCCACCAUCAACUCCGCCGAGCAGGCCUCCAACAAAGCAGCAGGUGCAGCCCACACCGUCUCCUCAUUGGUUCGGUGCAUCUUCAAACAUCGAUUUCAGCUUCAACUUCCAAUCACCAAUCACCCCGGACCCGAGUCCCGGAAAUCCAUCCUGUACGAAAUCAGGGUCUUUCCCAGAUCACCCUGUAAUACAAGGUGCGGCGGGUACUGCAUCGCCUCCGGGUCUCCUCGCGAAUGACCUCAGCCAGCUCUCCCUGGGGUCUCAGUCCCCAGAUCCCUUUAGCCCAGAAAGGCAUAAGGCCACCGGCACCUUGGCUAGGGCUCCCCCGGCCCCGUAUAGAGUGGAGACGGAGGAGGGUCCAGCGCAUGAGUUCUUCACUUCAUCCUUCCAAGAUAAUCUGAGCGAAGCCAUAAAUGUGGCACAGGAGGCGGUCUUGCUGAUAGAGAAGCUCCGGGCGGCUGGCGUGUCUGAUGAAAUCCUGAUGAGGCUGCUGGAGGACGCACGCAGGCUCGGGAGCUAUACCGGCUCUGAGACCCGGACAAUCGCCGUCCUCGGCGACUCUGGACAAGGCAAAAGCAGCCUGAUCAACUCGCUCCUUCAUUACCCGGAAAUUUCAAAGACGGGAGAUAUCGGCUCAGCCUGCACUUCGGUCGUAACCGAAUAUAGAGAAAAAAAACCCGCCCCGCAUGGUGCUGGCGCCAGCGAUCAGGCCCCAAUCACGCUCGAGGUAGAGUAUCUCUCUGGCAUUGAGAUAAAAGAAAUGGUUACAGAGCUCCUCUGGAGCUACAGGCAACUGUUUCUGCCCGCGGUCGAAUCCGACACCACGUCCGACGCCGACUAUGCCCGGUACAUGCGCGAGUCAGAGCAGGCUUGGUCGGCCCUAGAGGCUGCCUUUGGGCAUCGACGGGAGUUCAAGCGGGCAAUGCUGCAGGACAUGGCCGAAGGGUCACUGGAGAGGAUAACGGAGAUGUUGGUCGGUUGGACGGAGGAUAUUGAGUGGCCCAGUGGUGACGAGACCGCUGGUUACAAUGGCGAUGAUGAAGUUACAGGCAAUGAGCCAAGCCAUCUUGUCUGGAGAUCUACGGCCGCUACAGCCGAAGAAUGCUGUGAGAAAACGAGCCUUUUUAUGCAGGACCGGUAUUGGCCGUUUACCAAGAUCAUUCGUGUGUACCUGGAUUCCGACGUCCUCAAGAACGGCCUUGUCCUCGCAGACCUUCCGGGGCUGCAGGACACCAACCUGGCGCGGGUCCGGGCGACCCAGGACUACCUUAUGCGAUGCGAAAACGUCUUUGUCGUGGCCAACAUCGCCCGAGCCAUCACGGACCAGUCGCUCAAGUCAUCCCUCUAUAACGUCCUGGCCAAGAAUGUGCCGUUGACUUGGGAGGAGGCAGACAGCAAGGGCAGGGGUCUUAUUAACAUUGCCGUCGUGUGCACCAAGUCCGAGGAUAUAAAUCUGCGGGCAGCUAGGGUCGAGUUCUGCGGCCGCGGCAAGCCCAUCGACCCUGAUGUGCUAGCAGAUCUGGACAGAGAUAUUGAGGCCGCGGAUCGGUGUGGCGAGCGCCGGCGGUACAAGGAUUUGAAAAACAGACGCAAGCUCCUCAUGAUGAGGGCCCGCAGCGAACACGUCAAGGCGGGUCUGCGCCAGGCAUACGCAUCCCGGGUGCCUGGCGAAGCGCUCCGAGUCUUUUGUGUUUCCAACAGCAUCUAUGAGAAAUACGCUAUAGACUUUGGGGACGGCCGCAGUAACAAUUCUGAGCUCGUAGCAGCCAGCGAGAUCCCAGACGUCCGCCGCUUUUGCCGCAGCAUUACGGCUGAGGCCAGGCACCGAGAGGCACGCCACUUUGUGUGUUCGUCCGUCGCUGGCCUUCUUGGCUCCCUCAGGCUGUGGGUUGGGAGCGCCCAGGAUACGAGGGUCGUGGAAAACGAUAAUUGGAUUAAGACAAAGCGAGAGGAGCUUUCAGGGUCUGUCCAGGAUGCGAGGACCGAAAUUAUGGAGGCAGCCGCUGCAGUCGCCGAUAAUUUCAAAAAUUGUUUCAAGGACCAGAUACUUAGCUUCCUUGACGGCCGAAACGCUUAUUGGGAGCGGGCAGCUAAGCAUGAAGGUGAACAAUGGCAAAGCUGGCAUUGGACGCAAUACAGCGCCUUCUGCCUCAACAAUGGUCACCAUGAGACGCCCAAAAGGCCGCGGCAGGACUGGAACGCCAAAAUUCUGUGGAAGAUGCGCUCCGAGCUAGCAUACCAGUGGGAACUCGUCGAGGAGGAGGCCGGCAAUGUGUUUGACGUUUUCCUCGAUUUGGCAAAGGACCAGCUCGAGGAAAUCAGAGAUCAAGUCGAAGAAGCUUCGGUAACCUUGCCGUCGUGUGCAUCGCUCGCCGAGGCGCUGUUGUGUCACAUCAAGGACCUAGAAUACAGAACCGCGCUGCGAAAGGCCGAGUUUGUAUGCAGUGUCAGGACGAUCCGCCGGUAUGCCUCCGAAUCGAACCACAUGUCAUAUGUUCUCAGCGGGAUGCUCCCUACAUAUCGGCAAGCAAGCAGCCAGUCAGGUACCGGCAAAGCGGCGCGCCAAAAGAGCAUCGUGCAGGGCCGCAUCACAGACGGGACGCUCUUUCCCGGUAUCUCGAUGGCCAUAUCGACGGCCGUUGAAGCGGCGGUGCAAAAGUCGCAGGUGGGUCUCAGCGACGACGUCGCCGCCGUGUUGGACCGUGUCAAUGCGGACGUCAAGCUCGAACUCAGGAGGUGGUGCCAUCGCAACGAAGCUGCCGAGAUGACAACAGUAGCUGCAACUGGCAGAAACACGAAUGUCAAUGUUCCUGGUAGCAGCGCAGUCGCCACGGAGUCGACGGCAGCGCUUCUGGUGGCGCUGGGUGGCGAGGUGGAAGAGCUAUGGCAGAGGCAUGCGGGUCUGGUCCGCAGCGUGUCAACAGCAAGCGACCGGGAAAUGGAGUAAGAGAUGUAUGCUACGACGGAAGACUAACAUGGCCAAGAGAAAGAUAUCUAGUUACUUAGGGAAGCCUGAGCGAGCCGGAGCGUUCAAGCCGCAAACGCACUGAGGAAUGUGGAAACGCGGUUGGCUGUUCCGGGGCGUGGUUGGUAGGAACCGUGCGCUUUUCAGUUACCUGAACCUGAGUAAAUCUUAGGGGACGCUUCUAAGCAGUCAGUUUUGACCAUAUAGUAGCCAAACAUACCAGAGACAGUUUUUAUUUAUUUAUGUCAUUGCGAUUGCCCUCUC